Arachis ipaensis is the source of this 546-nucleotide messenger RNA. RefSeq lists its product as uncharacterized. Lineage: Eukaryota; Viridiplantae; Streptophyta; Magnoliopsida; Fabales; Fabaceae. The record is from RefSeq and is a predicted model, not a curated record.
AUGAACAAGGAAUGUAGUGCCCUCAUCAAUAAAGACAUACUCAUGAAGAAAAGAGAUCCAGGGAGCUUUCAUAUUCUGUGUGCCAUAGGAGAGACAAAAAUUGACAGAGGGUUCUAUGACUUAGGAGCUAGCAUAAAUGUGAUGCCUCUAUCACUUAUAAAGAAGUUACAAAUCAAUGAGCUGAGAUCCACGGAUGUAAUCAUCCAAUUGGCAGAUAAAACUCAGAAGAAGGCUGAAGAAGUAGUUGAAAAUGUAUUGGUGAAAGUAGAAAACUACUUCCUCCCCACUAACUUUGUUGUUAUGGACAUGGAGGAAAGUUACCUUCAUCCCAUUAUUCUGGGGAGACCAUUUCUAGCUACUACCAGAGCCCUGAUAGAUAUGGAACAAGGAGAGUUAAUCCUGAGAAUACAUGAUGAAUACUUUACCUUCCAUGUGUUCAAACCUACAUCUGAGUCUGAGCCAGAAGCAAAAGAGUCAAGGAAUGAUCACAGCAACAUGUGUACAAAGGGAAGCAACAGUAAAUCAGCAGCUGAACGACUGAAAUAG